Molecule: messenger RNA, 1763 nt
Organism: Colletotrichum phormii
Lineage: Eukaryota; Fungi; Ascomycota; Sordariomycetes; Glomerellales; Glomerellaceae
Product: NAD-dependent deacetylase sirtuin-7
Exons: 4
Coding region: 243-1553 (436 amino acids)
Biological process (GO): negative regulation of transcription by RNA polymerase II
Cellular component (GO): nucleus
Molecular function (GO): NAD+ binding; transcription corepressor activity
Source: RefSeq, a predicted model, not a curated record
AAAGUUGGAAGAGGGUCGCGGCCGCCUAAUUUUGGCUGAAAACAUUCUCAAUGUCCAAUCAAACAUCACGUAGCCAACAUCACCAAGCUUCAACCAUACGGUGAUUCUCAACUGAGAUUCUGUAUUAUGAAAGGAGUCUCAAUUCCUUACUCAAUAGCCUACCCAUCAAUCCACGGGCGAACUCGAAGAACGUCGCAUCAUUUAAGAACGCAUUCUAGUGUCUCGAAACUCGCAUCUUACCAAUGGCAGAUAGCGCUCCUAGAGAAGCCGAGGCGGAGCGCCGCGAGGCCCUCGACAUCCUUGACGCAAAAGCCUCUCGACUAGUAGAGCAAAUUAAGAAGAGCAAGCAUUUUAUCGCCUUCACCGGUGCAGGUAUCUCCACCUCUGCAGGAAUCCCCGACUUCCGCGGGCCUGAAGGUGCUUGGACACUGAGAGCCCAAGGAAGGCAGAGAACGGGCAAGACGACGAGUACGCUCCAGACCAUUCCUACGAAGACGCACAUGGCGCUCGUUGAGCUGCAGGACCGUGGCAUCUUGAAGUAUCUUGUCAGCCAGAACUGUGACGGCUUGCAUCGCAAGAGUGGUAUUCUACCAGAGAAGAGUUCGGAGCUUCAUGGCAAUAGCAACCGCGAGUAUUGCAAGGAUUGCGGUAAAGAGUAUCUACGGGACUUCCGCGCCGUGGCAACCUACGAAAAGACGGUCCACGAUCACCGCACCGGUCGAAAGUGCGCAGUCUGCAACGGCACCCUCCUCGACACCAUCAUCAACUUUGGCGAGUACCUCCCCGCAGAACCCCUCGCCCUCGCCCGCUCCAACGCCAGAAAAGCAGACCUCUGUCUCGCCCUCGGCUCGUCCCUGACUGUGCCGCCCGCAUGCACGAUCCCCGACACCGUCGGGAAGAAGAAGCGUACCAAGACGAAUCCCGCUGGCGGGACCCUCGUGAUUUGCAACCUGCAGAGCACGCCGCUUGAUCACUUGAGCGAGUCGCUGCGGGUUUGGGCCACGACGGACGAUUUGAUGGUCAGGGUUAUGGAGAAGCUGGAUAUCUCUAUCCCGAGAUUCGUGCUUCGUCGUCGGUUGGUGAUGGAGAUUGAGAUGACUGCCGAGGGGAGGUAUCAGAUUACGGCGAGGGGCGUCGAUGUGGGCGGCACGCCUGCGACUUUUUUGCAGUCUGUUAGGAUGCAGGGUAACAGGCGCGUCGCGAGGACCGAGCCGUUUACCAUUCCUUUCCGGGGCGAGUUGGCUGCUGUAGAGGAGGUGAAGGUGGAGCUGGAGUUUAUGGGACACUAUGGCGAGCCCAAUUUGGACAUUGUGAUGGAGUACAACGGCGAGGAGAAGCUUGAGAGGAUAUACCUGCUCGAGUAUGAUCCUUCGACUGGGGCGUGGACAGUCAGCAGACAAGAUGAUGGAACUCUUGCCGGGCGGGGCGGCACUGCCGAGACAAAUGAGGACAUGGAGGAUUCGCUGAUGAUCUCGGCCGAGGAGGCGGGUGUGCCUAGCCAUAUCAUUGCUUCUUCUGCCGCCAGUGAGAUCAUCGACCUCACAUCACCGUAAGGCAUGUACGAGAGUAACGGCCAGGCAGGAAUGGGUUGCGUGCUUGCAAAUCGACACGUUCGCCAUUGGCCCCGGUGGACCGAUAAGAGUCCUCAGCUUUUCCUGUAUUGAGGACCUUGUGGUCUAGGCUGCCCACAGAAUGUCAAACUCUUGCUGCUUAAGCUUUUGAAAAGUGAUGUUUUCACGAGAAUUAUUGAGUCACUUGCCAGG